CAAAAAAAUACAAAAUUUUUAAAAAAAAUUUUUCUUUUGCAUAAUGAGUCGCAUUUUAAAAUCAUAUUUCUCCAAUUCUACAAAUUGUCUGCGUUAUUAUUCAAUUAAACAUGCAGCCAAAACACCUAUUAAAUAUACCAGUACAAUUAAUUUACCAAAAACAAAAUUCCCAACACGAUUAUCAGCAGCAAAGAGAACUGACAUUGAAAAGAGUUUAAUUGCAGGAUCUUUUUCAAAUGCCUAUCAAUACCAAAAAGAUAAUAACCAAAAACCGGCAUUUGUUUUGCACGACGGGCCACCAUAUGCCAAUGGUGAUUUACACAUGGGACAUUCUGUGAAUAAGAUUCUUAAAGAUAUAACCUUACGGCAGAAUGUAACUCAAGGUAGAAUGGUAAACUACAAACCCGGUUGGGACUGUCAUGGUCUCCCAAUCGAAUUGAAAGCGAUGUCAUCUUCCAAAUCCAAUCCAGAUCCAUUGACUAUUCGACAGAAAUCUCGGAAAUUCGCGAUGGAAACUGUGGACAAACAAAAAGAAGAAUUUCGCUCUUGGGGAAUUCUCUCCGACUGGGUGAAUCCCUCCAAUAUUUAUCUUACAUUUAGUCCAGCAUUCAUAUCAAAUCAACUUAAGAUGUUCUUAGAUUUCUUCAAUAGAAAAAUUGUCUAUCGGGCUCUAAAACCAGUUUACUGGUCGCCCUCUUCUAAAACUGCACUCGCUGAAGCUGAGCUAGAAUACGAUCCAAACUUUGUUAGCCCUUCUGUAGUUUUGCGAUUUAAGUUGUUAGAUAUUCCGCCAAGUGCAGAGGGAAACAAUAACACCUAUGCUUUGGUAUGGACAACAACACCUUGGACACUUCCAAGUAACCAAGCCAUUUGUUAUAACUCUGAACUGGAAUAUUCCCUGGUUUCACUGAGUAGUGACUCAGAAAAUCAAUACUUGCUAGCCAGCAAUUUGAUUGAAGAGUUUCAAAAUAUGACGGGAUUGGAAGUCAUUCAAAUUAAGACUAUUUCCGGAGAUUCAUUGAAAAGCUGCUCAUAUUCCCAUCCAAUUGAUGAUACACAAAAACUUCCAUUUCUGCCUGCCGGACAUGUUCAGGAUACAAAAGGCACUGGAUUGGUUCAUACUGCACCAGCUCAUGGUCCAGAAGAUUUCCUUGUGAGCUUGGAUCACAAAUUGCCUGUGAAAUGCUUUGUAAAUGAAAAUGGCAUCUACACUGAUGAAGCACCAUCAUUUUUGUCUGGAAAAAGUGUCCUCGGUGACGGCGAUAAGCUUGUUCUGGAACAUCUCUCUAAAGAUGUUAUAUUCUCGGGAACUUUUGCCCAUGCGUAUCCCAUUGACUGGCGAACUAAACAGCCUGUUAUUAUCCGUGCCAGUGAGCAAUGGUUCAUUAAUACAGAACAAAUCAGAGACAAGGCUGUUGAAGAAAUUGAAAAAGUUAACGUAUUUCCACGGGUCAACUCGGAAGCUAACAAGAAAGCUCUCAUAACCCAGGUGAAAAAGAGGCCAUAUUGGUGUAUAUCAAGACAAAGAGCAUGGGGUGUUCCCAUUCCAGUUUUCUAUGAUAAAGAAUCUGGAAAGGAAAUUGUUAAUGAGAAGAUCAUUGGACACAUUUGUGGACUUCUUGAAAAAGAAGGUAACAUUGAUUUUUGGUGGAAAAAACCAGUUGAAGAAUUACUAUCUGCGGAGCUCUUGAAAGAUCUGAAUCUCAAAGUUGAAAAUCUUGAAAAAGGAUCUGAUAUUUUUGACAUUUGGUUUGACUCUGGUAGCUCAUGGUCGAGUGUUCUUGAUGGGGAUAAAGUUGCUGAGUUAUAUUUGGAAGGUUAUGACCAAUUUACUGGAUGGUUUCAAUCGUCCUUAUUGACUAGUAUAGCAGCAAGAGGGUGCUCUCCAUACAAAUCUCUUUUUGUUCAUGGAUUCACAGUCGAUGAGAAGGGUCACAAAAUGUCAAAAUCUCUGGGGAAUAUAAUUUCACCUAAGGAUAUUACAAAGAAAUAUGGAACAGAUACCUUGAGAUGGUGGGUAGCAUCUCAUGGAACUCAACACAUGUCAAUUACAGUUUGUGAUAAGCUACUGCAACAUUGUGCUGAAAAUCUCAGUAAAAUUCGAUCGACUUUGAGAUAUCUAAACGGAGCAAUUGGAGAUCAUUCAAGAAGUACCAAUAAAAUUGAUUGUGAAAAUAAAUGUCUGACGCACUUGGAUCGAUAUCUUUUAAGUUGCAUUAAUCAAUUUGAAAAUGAGAUUCAAAAAAGUUAUGACUCAUAUGAGUACAAUAGAGUGACUGCGAAUAUUCUUAAUUUUGUCACAAAUCAGAUCUCAUCGGUUUAUGUGCAUUUAGUCAAAGAUCGUUUGUAUUGUGGCAAAAAUGAGCAAAUCGAAGGUGUUAAGAAAGUCCUUAGCAAUUCAUAUGAAGUUCUUUGUAAAUCAUUAUGGCCAAUUGUACCAUUUUUAGUUGAAGAAAGUUGGAGUUAUUAUGACAGCAGACCAUUUCAUGAAGCGAAAGUGCAUACAAAUCCAUCAUGGAAUGAUCCUAAAGUCGAAGAAAUAAUUGAAACUGCCUUUGAAGUGAAACGAUUGCUAAACAGACAUUCUCAGGAUGUCAACACUUGGCUUUUGAAAGUUAACGUCUCGUGUGGUUCUGAUAAAUAUGCACUUUUAAAGAACUUACAACCAACAAAGACUUCAACAAACUCUGAACUUUGUGAACUUUUACAAGUUUCGAGUGUUGAAUUAGUAGAAGAUCCUUCGCUUUCUGAUUGUACUGUGGCAUUGAGUGAAGAUGGCUCAAUUUUAUGUCCACGUUGUCGACGUUUUUGUGUUAAUAGUGAAGAUUCCAUCUGUGAACGUUGCGAACAGGUUUUGCAAAGCAGAAAUUAGUUUAAAGCUAAAUCAAGUAGUUAAGUUUUUUAAUUGUAAAUAAAAUAGAUACGAAAGGUAUUUAUGUUAUUGAAUACAA
Messenger RNA from Episyrphus balteatus (marmalade hoverfly), 2951 nucleotides. RefSeq names its product isoleucine--tRNA ligase, mitochondrial (gene IleRS-m). The transcript is spliced from 12 exons. Lineage: Eukaryota; Metazoa; Arthropoda; Insecta; Diptera; Syrphidae. Gene Ontology annotation, biological process: isoleucyl-tRNA aminoacylation. The record is from RefSeq and is a predicted model, not a curated record. Gene Ontology annotation, molecular function: tRNA binding; aminoacyl-tRNA deacylase activity; isoleucine-tRNA ligase activity. Gene Ontology annotation, cellular component: cytosol. Bases 44 to 2872 code for a protein of 942 amino acids.